Messenger RNA from Pseudo-nitzschia multistriata, 497 nucleotides. NCBI's taxonomy places the organism in Eukaryota, Bacillariophyta, Bacillariophyceae, Bacillariales, Bacillariaceae. The record is from the annotation of a GenBank genome assembly.
AGUCAAAACUAAGAUAUUGCCACUAAGUAGCAUCUGCUACGCCUUAUGAGAUUCUGUUGCAACAAUGUCACAACUCAUUACUCGCUCCUCGGUGUGGUCUCAAUGCAUUCCCAACAGGGUUACAUGCCAAGGCGUGACUCAAUUCUAAAACUGAAUACAAAAAAAGACUACGUCAUAACGCUACGUCUCCUUCUGGGUCUCCUUCUGGGUCUCGGUGUGGGUCUCGGUGUGGGUCUCGGUGUGGGUCUCGGUGUGGGUAUCGGUCUCGGUGUGGGUCUCGGUGUGGGUAUCGGUGUGGGUAUCGGUAUCGGUGUGGGUAUCGGUGUGGGUCUCGGUGUGGGUAUCGGUGUGGGUAUCGGUGUGGGUAUCGGUGUGGGUAUCGGUGUGGGUAUCGGUGUGGGUAUCGGNUCGGUGUGGGUAUCGGUGUGGGUAUCGGUGUGGGUAUCGGCGUAACUACGUUUCCUUUAACAACCAAAGAAUAAUUAUAGUGCUUCCUA